GCAGGAAAGUACACAUUCACACGGUGCCGCCGCUGCAUCGACUCGAAAACAACCGAAAACAACCGGACGGUUCGCAGUUACACCGACACAACGGCUCAUGACACGUUCAUAGAAACACGAACUUGUGUGACAACAAUGGAGAAACCUCCCUUCAGGCAGAACCAGAACUGCGGAGACUGGGAGCUGAAAGAGAGGCUGGGCAUGGGCGGCUUUGCCCAUGUUUACCUGUACCAACAUCAUGAAACAAAUGAAAAACUAGCUGUGAAACUGUGCCGUCUGGAGCUCACACCAAGAAACAAGGACAGAUGGAGCCGAGAAAUCCAAAUCAUGAAAAAGUUGAAUCACAUCAAUGUUGUGACAGCCCGAGACGUCCCGGAGGAAAUGAGGCACAUAGCCUUAAAUGAUCUUCCACUGUUGGCCAUGGAGUACUGUUCCAGGGGAGACCUGAGGAAGAUGCUGAGCAAACCUGAAAACUGCUGCGGUUUGAAAGAGAGCGAAGUGCUUUCGUUACUCAAUGAUGUCGGAUCUGGUAUCCAGUAUCUGCAUGAAAACAAGAUCAUACACAGAGACCUUAAACCUGAAAACAUAGUGCUGCAAGAUAUCAACGGGAAGCUGGUUCACAAAAUCAUUGACCUGGGCUAUGCUAAAGACCUGGACCAGGGCAGUCUGUGUACCUCCUUUGUUGGCACGCUUCAGUACCUGGCCCCUGAACUGUUUGAAAAUAAGCCAUACACUGUUACUGUGGACUACUGGAGCUUUGGCACUAUGGUGUUUGAAUGCAGUUGUGGUUUCCGUCCGUUUCUGCACAACCUUCAACCCGUGCAGUGGGCCAGCAAAGUGAGGAAUAAAGGUCCAAAAGACAUCAUGGCUGUAGAGGAACUGAACGGAGAAGUCAGGUUCUCCACACACCUCCCAUACCCCAACAAUCUCAGCAGGACACUGUUGGAGCCGAUGGAGGCUCUGCUGCAGCUGAUGUUAAAGUGGGAUCCUGUCCAGAGAGGAGGGAAAGUCAACGCCGACACUAAGAGGCCCAUGUGCUUUGAAGUGCUGGAGCAGAUACUGAGUAUGAAGGUCGUCCACAUCCUGAACAUGACCACAGCUCAGGUCCACUCCUUCCAGCUGACGCCGGAGGAAAGCCUCCACAGUCUGCAGAAGCGCAUCGAGGCCGAGACCAAGAUUGAAGUAGUGAACCAGGAGCUGCUGCAGGAGACGGGAGUGUCACUGGAUCCCAGGAAGCCCGCUGCACAGUGUGUCCUAGAUGGAGUGAGAGGGUGGGACAGCUACAUCGUCUACCUGUUUGACAAGAGCAUCACCAAGUACCUUGGUCCCCUCAGUGCCAGACAGCUGCCUGAUAAAGUCAACACUAUUGUGCAAGAAGCCAAGACACAGCUGCCCCUGGUGGUGCUAAAGAAGGUUUGGGGUGAAGCAGUGAGCUACAUCUGUGGGCUGAAGGACGACUACAGCAGACUUUUCCAAGGACAGAGAGCUGCUAUGCUGAGUCUCCUGCGCUACAACACCAACCUGACCAGGUGUAAGAACAGCAUGUUUGGCUUCUCUCAGCAGCUGAAGGCCAAGCUGGACUUCUUCAAAAGCAGCAUCCAGUACGACUUGGAGAAAUACAGCGAUCAGAUGCACAUCGGCAUAUCCUCAGAAAAGAUGCUGAAAGCCUGGCAGGAGAACGAGGAGAGAGCUGCUGCGUUUGCACAGGUGGCAGAGGUGAGCCAUCUGGAUGAUGAGAUCAUGGCUCUGCACUCAGAGAUAGUUGAACUUCAGAGGAGCCCGUACGCUCGACGCCAAGGAGACAAGAUGGAGCAGCUAGAAGAAAAAGCGAUUGAGCUCUACAAGCAAAUGAAGAUGAAAUGCAAAAUACCUGAGCCAGAUGUGAGCAGUGACAGCUCUGAGAUGGUGAAGGCCAUCAUUCAGACUGUCCAGAACCAAGACAAGGUCCUCAAAGACCUGUACACACACCUCAGUAAGAUCCUGAUCAGCAAACAGAAGAUCAUUGACUUGUUUCCACGUAUUGAGAAAACCCUGGAGAGCAUCAAGGACGCAGACAACACCGUGAUGCAGAUGCAGAUCAAGAGACAAAGAGAGUUCUGGCAUUUACUGAAGAUCGCCUGUGCUCAGAACUCGUCACGAAACUCGAUAGCAGCCAGUCCCGAGUCGUCCAACCUGCUGCAGGUUUCUCAGUGGUCGCAAUCAGCGCAGCCUGUCAGCUCCCCACAUCCCCUGACCUCCCUGCCUGGGCCAAAUGACAGUGACGCUGCACCACGUCUGCUGCAGGAGAACCAGAAGUACCUCAGUCAGCUGACCAGCCUGAUGCAGGAGGCUGCUGAUGAACAGGCCAAAAGCAUCGUGGACCAAGACUGGAGCUGGACGAAAUACGAAACUUUAACCACAAAAUUAAAAAAGAGAAAUGCGUAAGGGUUUUGUUGUGUCUUUCCAUCCCUGCCUGUGCUCCGAGUAACACUAAAGACUGUGAGCUGCUAACACGAGCAGAGUGGCGUCAGAGAAACUUUGUACAGUUGUACAUGGACUCGGGAUAUUCUCUUUAAAAAAAAUGUCCUCGAAGACGGAGUUCACACAUGCUCAGUGGUGUCCGUCAACUCCCGUCGUCUCACAUGGUGGAAAGUUUGAUGAAUAUUCUUGUUUUUAUAUGAGAAAACGAUGAAGCUGUGUAACUCUACUUUUCUUUUUCCUUUUGCAGCACAAUAAACAUCAUAAUUCAUUUUUACUGUCAAUAGCAGAAUUGAGCAAACUGUAGCACCAUAUCUGAGGUGGAUUUAUCAUAUGAAAGAGCGUUGGACACAAACAUGGGAACGAGUUCAGCCGUGUGACAUACAAGGGAAACACAGGAAGUGGGUGGGGGGGGGGGGGGGUCAAAGAGGAAAUUACAAUCAAGCAAACAGCACUUUGAUACUCCCAUGUGUCCCCUCUGUAAAGAGGUGGGACGUGUCCAGGCUGCCAGACACUGUCGCAGGAUUCACAGAUUUACAAACACAGUUUAACUUUUAACGUCACUCAUAAUCAGUUUGAUAUAUUUUACUAUUCACAGUCGGGGGUAACAGAGUCUCUGUACAUGUUUUUGUUUUUUAAAUAAAGUGUUAUGUAACAUAGGCAGGAGUGUUUUGUCAUGAUAAUGAGACAGACGUGGCUGGCCAUCAUGUUUAUACCUUGUCUAUAAUGUACAUCCAUCUUUUUAAUUGUCUGCAAGAUACAAAGGGUUUUAUUGUCUCAUUUAUGUGCACAUAUUGUUUCACUGGAUGGUUCAUGCUGCGUUCAUGUCACACAGAGCUGGAACGAUUUCAUCCAAGUUUAAUGCAGAUUUGAAACACACUGCAGAAAAUCAGCUCAAGAAAAUACAAAUUAUUAAGAGUUGAACAGCUGGUGGAGCUAAUUCUCCAGGUGGGUGCUAUUAAACAACCACAGAGGAAGAGCAUGUACCUUCCUGUGUUAAUGUGAGGAAGGUCACAGCCUCCUCAUCGCUCCACAUGUAUCUGAUGCUUUCAGCUCUUCAGUUUAAGUCACACGCCUCAUGUAUGUCAUGAUUCAUUUGUUGAGUCUUCCUCCAUUACUCUUUGUCACAUUUUGCUUUAUUGAAACACCAGUUUUCCCCCCAGCAAAGCAAAAAAAAAAAAAAACAAAAAAAAAAAGGAUUUUCAAUGUUUCGACUCAGGUUUGUUUGUGCAAAUUUAAAAAAGCAAAUAAAAAGAGUUCGACAGAAACAAACUUAAUCAGUCACUUUGUGAUCAAAAGAAUGAAAAUCAAACAUGAACAGGAUUUGCUGCUUUCUCUCAUGUGACAGUAAACUGUGAUGCCACGUUCACACAGGAUCGGGAAGCACAGCAAAGCCUAUCUUUCCUGCAAGCUGCGAGUGACUGACGAGAAAACACAGUGAUUAUCUGUUAUUAACUGUGGAAAGGAAAUAUUAUAUAUGAUGAGAUUGAAAUUAUAGAACAUGCACCCCAUGCUUACUAAUUCCAUAUAUUUGUCAGUUCUUCAUACACUCACACACAAACAAACGCACUGCAGAGAAUGCGCUUCUGCUGACAGGCGGCUGCACGACCACUUAACAUAUCGGCCUGCGUCCGCCUCCUGUGAAUCAGACGACAACCUCCAACCAUGAAGCCAGAAGUGCCAAAAACUGCAGUUCCUCUAAAGGCCACUAGAGGCUCAGUCCCCGUGUUACAGCAGAGAUAAACAUGUUUACAACCCGGUACAGAAACAGUUUUGGUCUCUGUAGCUACUUUCAACACUCAUGACGACUGUACGGAGGUUUUUUUUAUAUAUAUAACUCACCUGUUAACAUUUUAUUAAAGCUUUAAGUUAACGACAGGCUGUCUGCUUACGUUGCCCUCGGCCUCACCGUCAGAUCCAUGCCUCGCUCCUCCUCAGCACCAGCCUGUUGCCCAGUUUUGGUCACUUCUGGGUCCUUGACAAACAAGAUGGUGACGGCCACAAUGACGAACUAGAGGCUUCAGAUCAGCGGUCCACAAACUAAUGUGUGACGUCACGGAGGCUUUGUCCAUUAUUUUUACAGUCUGUGGUGUGAACGUGGCGUAAAAACACCGCUCUGACAAAACAAGCAGUUUUUAUACGUCUUCUUGGCUCUGACAAAUUGUAACGAGCACAUUUGACUGAAAAAAUAAUAAAUUCAUUAAUAAAGGAAAUAAUUAGCACAUUAUUUAAUUAGUCAUUCAGCUGUCUUCAGUGAUCUGAUAUAGUAGUAAGUGGGAUUGUAACUCACCAAUAGAAUAAAAUAAAUAAAUGUCCAAGGUGAUAUAUUCAGAUAACAUUUAUCCAACCAUCAGACCAAAACACAAAGAUAUUCAACUUACAUUUAUAUAAAACAAAGAAAAGCAGCAAAUCAUCAUGUUUGAGAAGCUGGAAACUGAAAAUAAUAAAUAUUUUUUGCUUAAAAACCCUGAAACAAUCGAUCAGUUAACAAAACUGUCGCUGAGGAAUCAACUAAUUGAUUAAUCAACCGAUCCUUUCAGCUCUCGUCACAAACACGGGACUCUUUCUGAGUUCUGUCGUCUGUCUAUGACAUGAACGUGGCUUUAUUCAUGGAGGUGUGACACCAUCUGGUUUCUGUAGAACAUCGUAGCACAGUCGGCGUCUUGGACCAUCGAUCCAUAGUGAAAUCAAUGUGAACGAUUGGAAACAGGAUUUGAAAUAGUUGAAUGUACUGCAGUGAGCAGGGAGCUUUGGCCGGAGAGGAGUGAACCUUCUGAGUUGUAUUUAUGAAGUUGAAGUGCAAUGGAAAAAGAUUUUCUUUUUUUUUGUAUUUAAGUAACUUGAUUUGUGUCUUCGUUUCUUUCCAUGUAAGUAUUUUGUUUCCAUCUCAUGUUUUAAAUUUGUCUCUGAAUGUUUAAUUUCUAGAAAUGUCAUUGUAUAAAGAUCAAAUGUUUGCCUGGUAAUAAAAUAAAAUGACUUUGGCAUGAC
Molecule: messenger RNA, 5445 nt
Organism: Epinephelus fuscoguttatus (brown-marbled grouper)
Lineage: Eukaryota; Metazoa; Chordata; Actinopteri; Perciformes; Serranidae
Product: inhibitor of nuclear factor kappa-B kinase subunit alpha-like
Exons: 22
Coding region: 136-2424 (762 amino acids)
Biological process (GO): peptidyl-serine phosphorylation; tumor necrosis factor-mediated signaling pathway; positive regulation of transcription by RNA polymerase II
Cellular component (GO): cytoplasm; IkappaB kinase complex
Molecular function (GO): IkappaB kinase activity; ATP binding
Source: RefSeq, a predicted model, not a curated record